UUUCGGCCUCAGAAACGCAAUACAAUUAAUAGCAGGUAUAUUUUCAUUACAGCAAACGACAUAAAUUGGUAAUAUUAGGGUGAAAUUGAUGACUGGCGAUGUUCUCCCUCCUGCGGUAUUACGUCUAAUUAUCUCUACGACUCAUUUUAUUUACUCCCAUUAUCUACUUGAAGCCAACAGCUCGGCUCUCAGGCUUGAAGAAUAAAACUGCGUAGUUCAACAUCUUUUUGUUCAGUCGAACAUUCAACGAUCUCGACUGCUGUAUCUUGCAAAUUAUUUCAUAACGAUAAUAAUUAUGGACAAUAAAGAAGAGCAAAUAUCAGGUAACGAUGAUGGGUCUCCUAAUUCACAAGGAGUUAAUCGUCCUCAGGGUCUUAAUGGUGUUAUUCAGAUGCCAAUUCAGCAACAACAGCAAACUCAUAUGGUAAAUCAAGCACGAGGUCAGAGUCCUUGUCCAUAUCAACGAUUUGAUCAUGGAGGAAUUGCAGGUCCUGAUCAAAGUGGUCCAAGAAUGCAAGCACCACCAAACAUGCAAAAUAUUCCAAACACGGGUCAAAUGGGUGUUUCAAGUCCUCAUGGAGAUGUAUUGCCUGGCAAUCCUGUUCAAGGUUUAAGCGGUCCAAUUGGUGUUAGUAACUCCAUGAGCAAUAACAACGAAAUAACCCAGCAGCUUCAACAGCCUACUCCAAGUCCUGCUCAACCACAGUCUGGGGCACCAACAGGUGGUCAACCGGAUCCUCAACAAGCAACCCAGGGACCAGUAGCUGGAGGAAGUACGCAAUCUGGUUCUACAUCUUCUACUCAUGAUCCAGAUCACCAUAAACUAAUCCAGCAGCAGCUCGUACUUCUACUCCAUGCCCACAAAUGCCAGUUACGAGAGCGACAGGCCAAUGGUGAAGCACGGAUAUGUUCUCUGCCACACUGCAUAACUAUAAAAAAUGUUUUGACUCACAUGACGACCUGCGAAGAGGGCAAAGAAUGUACGAUACCACAUUGCAGUUCAUCCAGACAAAUUAUUACUCAUUGGAAACAGUGUCAAAAAAGCGACUGUCCUGUUUGCUUACCUAUCAAACAAGCGGAUAAAAACAAGUCUGCUAUUUCUCGUGCUGAUGUGACAGCAAAUCAACCUCUUGACACUAUGGGUAUAACACAGGGUCAAAACAAUACAGCUGGUAUUUUAUCAAAUGAGGCAGUGGGUCAUGAUGUCAGAAUGCCUGGACCGGGUAUGCAAGGUCAUCUUGGUUCAAUGACUGCAGGAAUAAGACUUGCACAGUCUCAAGCUGAACAAAGUCCAGGCCAAUCCGUAGGUAUUCAAGGACAUCCAAUCGCACCUAAUGUACCUCUUCCAUUAAGUUCCGAUCCAACGACUGUAGUCGUAAGUACUAAUCAACCAGCUUCAACGACGGGUCCAACGUCGGUUGUAUGCAGUAUGCAUCAAUUAUUUGGUCUUAAUGACUCAAGUCAACCUGCUCAAAUAGCAGCUUCACCAGUACUAGGUACUAAACAAUGGCAUCGGUCUGUGACGCCAGAUUUCAGAAAUUUUCUCGUUCAUAUAUUUGUUCAAGCAAUAAUUCCAGGUCCUAAUCCACAAGUCAUCUUCGAUAAAAGAUUACAUACUAUAGUGGCGUAUGCGAGAAAAGUUGAAGGUGACAUGUAUGAAAUGGCUAAUUCAAGAUCUGAAUAUUAUUAUUUAUUGGGGAAAAAAAUACGUAAAAUUCAAAAAGAACUUGAAGAGAAACGUCAAAAACGUAAAGAAAUGCAACUUGCGGUAAAUUCUAGAUUAUAAGCUAUUGCAUUUCCACAAGUUGUUCCAGCUGCUGUACCUACUCACAGAGUAGCGCUUCUUACUUUGAGAAGUCUUUCACCGGGAAUGGAUCAAGUACGUACCAUUUAAGGAUUAGCAAUGCAACAUAAUGGUAUGCUUUUUCCUCAACAACAGCAGCCGCAGCCAAAGCAUCAACAACAACAACAACUUGGUUCACCAAUACCAAAUGCCGUUUUAACGAUUCCUCAAAUUCCAUCACCCUUCAAUCGUUUACUACAGCAAAUUUAUCAACAACAAUUAAUCAACGACAUACCCUAAUCAGAUAUUAGGUUUUUAUCUUACCAAUUACUCGUAGUAGCACUAGUGUGAUUUGAGAAUUAAUUAAAAAAAAAAAAUCUGACAAACUUUGAGCUCAUUAAUAU
Molecule: messenger RNA, 2187 nt
Organism: Microplitis mediator
Lineage: Eukaryota; Metazoa; Arthropoda; Insecta; Hymenoptera; Braconidae
Product: histone acetyltransferase p300-like
Exons: 5
Coding region: 296-1786 (496 amino acids)
Biological process (GO): positive regulation of transcription by RNA polymerase II
Cellular component (GO): transcription regulator complex; histone acetyltransferase complex
Molecular function (GO): histone acetyltransferase activity; transcription coactivator activity; chromatin DNA binding
Source: RefSeq, a predicted model, not a curated record